This is a messenger RNA of Gadus macrocephalus (Pacific cod), 2298 nucleotides long. RefSeq names its product ALX homeobox 1 (gene alx1). Gene Ontology annotation, molecular function: RNA polymerase II transcription regulatory region sequence-specific DNA binding; DNA-binding transcription activator activity, RNA polymerase II-specific. The transcript has 4 exons. The coding region runs from base 127 to 1200 and encodes 357 amino acids. NCBI's taxonomy places the organism in Eukaryota, Metazoa, Chordata, Actinopteri, Gadiformes, Gadidae. Gene Ontology annotation, biological process: embryonic skeletal system morphogenesis; positive regulation of transcription by RNA polymerase II; negative regulation of DNA-templated transcription. The record is from RefSeq and is a predicted model, not a curated record.
UAAACUGGGCCGCUCCUCCGUGACGCCUCAGAGCAAGGCAUCAACGACUCUGUCAGCACCGCGUAUCGAUCCCGAGUAUCAAUCCUGCUUAUCGAUCCCGGAGGGUUUGACGACCCAGGAGGGCUUAUGGUGGGGACAUCCGGUAGAAUGAUGAUGGAAUAUAUGGAGGAUAAGUUCGCACUGAAGAGCCAGGCCAUGAAGGGCGGCGAGUACUACCUGGGUCCCGGGGCCGCGCUGGACCAGGUCAUGGACGGCCUGGAGGCCGGCGUUCAGCAGUACUACAGCAAGGGGGCCGGCGAGCAGCAAGCCGGGCUGGAGCGGGCCUCGCCCUGCGGAGAUGUGAGCUCCUACUCCUCCAAACCGGAGGAUGAUCCCCUGCACCGGGAGAUGGGCAGGACGAUGGACAGCUGCUGCAUCAUGCGCGGAGGAUCCCCGGGGGCUCUGGGGGGCCCCGACAAGAUGGCGGACCUCGACGAUCUCGGAGACGGCAAGUGUGACAGUAACGUCUCGAGCAGCAAGAAGCGGCGGCACCGGACCACGUUCACGAGCGCGCAGCUGGAGGAGCUGGAGAAGGUGUUCCAGAAGACGCACUACCCAGACGUGUACGUCCGGGAACAGCUGGCGAUGAGGACGGAGCUGACUGAGGCCAGGGUGCAGGUUUGGUUUCAGAACAGGAGAGCGAAGUGGAGGAAACGAGAGCGUUACGGACAACUUCAGCAAGCCAAGACGCACUUCGCGACCACCUACGACCUGUCCGUGCUGCCCCGAGCAGACUCUUACGCACAGAUCCCCAGUAACCUGUGGGCAGGCGGUGGUCCGAGCGGGGGGGUGGUGCCGUCCCACUGCGUGCUCCCUCGCUCCUCUCCCCCCUGUGGCGUCUCCUCCUACCCCCCCCAUGCGCCUCCCCGCUCCUCCUCCUCCUCCUCCUCCUCGGCUGGCGGUGGUGGCGGCUGUGGCGGCAGCGGCGGCGGGGCCUCCGUGGACCACGGGGGCUACAUGGGCUUCCCCAACCAGCAGAACCAGUUCGGACACGUUUCCCUCAACAACUUCUUCAGCGCCGACUCCCUGCUGGGCCCCGCGUCCGGGGGGGGGCACCACGUGUUCGAGACCAAACCCGAGUUCGAGCGACGCUCGUCCAGCAUCGCCGUGCUGCGCAUGAAGGCCAAGGAGCACGCCGCCAACAUCUCCUGGGCCAUGUGACCGGGGGUUGGGCGCCGUCCCGGGAAUGCUUGGCAUGGGACAGGAACAAGAACUUGAGCGCGUUCCAUUUGGCUCAUCCCAGAGCUGGGGAAUUGCACAAUCUCGGUGGAUGAAAAACAAACAGAGAGGCAGAAACUUUGGCCCAGACAGAGAAGAGCGAGUCCACCAGAGCACAGACCACUUAGGAUCUCCAAAGGUCCCUGGUGUCGUUACCGCGCUGACGCUAUCAUUAAUGGGAUAAUUGUUGGAAGUUAUUUAGAAUAGUCUGAGUGUCCGUCUCCAUGAUAGACGCUGCCUUGGAAGUUUAAAAAAUGUCGCCCUACACAUUUCAUCCAUACCCCGGAUGUUGAGACCAACCUGAUGAUUCAAUAAACCCUGGCAUGUUGGGCUAGCAUGUUGCAUAGAUCGCUCUUCAGACUGGAGAUGUAUUUCAUUGAAAAAGAAAUCCGGCCAAAUUCUAAGGAUCCAAUCCAACUAUCGCUACAAACUUCAUUUGGAAGCAAAGAUAAGAUAAGAACAGAAAACAUUAACGUUUGAACUCACACCACGUGUUUUCUUAGCGGGAAAUUCCCACGAAUCCGAUGAACCGUUAACCUCUAAUAAACCUUUAAAUAUAUCACCUCGGGGAAAAAAAGCGAAACCAUGAAUAACGAAAAUAAUUCCGUCCAACAGUUAAAUCACACCGAUAGCACUCUCUAAUUUCUCUUUAUUUAAAGGCUUUGUUGUGAAACUUGGUCGUUCCGAAGCGUCUUGGCUCGAUCGUGAAUCCGAGGAGCCUGGACUCUUCAUCCUGUACCUCCGUGUGAGAACAAAGAUGUGCAGGAGAAACUGAGUCUGAGGGGGGCUGGCGGUAGGCCUAUACCCCGACCUCUGCUCCCUCCGUGGGUACCAUUGAGUCCUGGACCCGGGCCGCGGCAGACCCGGGUUCGAGGCGGGCUGAAACCGAACCCUAAUGUCUUUGUGCGCUGCAGCCGCGCUGUGCGGUAAUCGCCCGGGUCCUCAUCUGCUUCCAGUUACCCGGCGGAGCACGGCCGGGGUCACACUGUUACAAAUGUAUUGGAUGAAAGCAUAAUAAAUGGAUGUGGGGCUCGGUAUGUA